UACAGACAGGAGCAGGAGAGGUGCUUCAGUUAACUUAUACACAUGUACGGUCCUGGGAACAGUUUUUCUGCUAGGAUGUAUAGCAGUGGAAUAUUUUUGAUCUUUUUUAUCACAUGCCAGAUGCUUGGAUCUCAGAGCCAGGAGUGUGUGAGCAGGCAGGAGGUCCAGAGCACUCUACACCAUGUCCAUAAGCUGCUCUCAGCGCACGAGACCUCCUUCUUACAGAGCGUACGCAGCCUGCGCAAGAAACUCAACCUGCUACACAACACCACAGUUAAACACAGCAGCAACAUCAGCACAGGCAAGAACAGCACACAAAUAUGCCUGCCUCCAAACCCACCAGUCAAUGGCAGGAUGCUGGGCCAAGUGUUCAGAGUGGGCCAUGAAGUCCACUUCCUCUGCAACCCUGGUUUCCAGCUGUCAGGGCCAGAGACUAGGGAGUGUCUGGAUUCUUUGAGCUGGAGUGGAGAAGAGCCAACCUGCAAGAUGGUAGAUGCUGGAACACACAAUAUCCCUACUUCGUCCACACCCGCAUAUGUGCGUCCCUCCCGCUGUAUAGAGUUUCAGGGCUCCAUGCACUGCACAUGUGAGCAAGGCUACAGCAUCUCUAGCCAGGAAAGAGGCUUGUGCACAGACAUUGAUGAAUGCGAGCUCUUCCGUAUGACCCAACCUGGCCGUCUAUGUUUGCACACGUGUAUGAACACAGCUGGGAGCUACUACUGCCAAUGUCCCACCGGCUACAGCGUCAAAGACAACAGGAGCUGCCACGAUAUUGAUGAGUGUGAGAAAGGAGUUCACAACUGUACCAAAGAGCAGGUGUGUGUGAACACUUUCGGGGGUCACAGGUGCAUGGUGGUCGAAUGCCCUCGCUUCCGCAAUGCUUCCUACAUCAAGACCUCACCUCUGCAAUGUGAGCGUAAUCCCUGUGUCCAGGGGAACAAAGCUUGCCUCCAGGCUCCCGUCUCGGUCAACUUUCACUUUAUGUCAGUGGUGUCGAACAUGAGCACUCCCCGCGUCCUCUUCCGGGUUUCAGCGGCCCGUAUUCUGGGAGACGCCCUGCGCUUCGGACUGCUGGGAAAUCGAGGGGCAGGGCAUUUCACCCUUCAGCGCUCGAGCAGACAGAGUGGGGAGCUGCUGCUGGUGGAGCCCGUGCAAGGCCCUGCCACGCUAGAGACUGAGGUAGAGAUGAUCGAGCUGGAGAAGAGAACACUGCUGGGACGAUAUGUUACAAAGGUUACACUCUUCGUGUCCCCUUACAGCUUCUAAAACACAGAGUGAGGAGGAAACAGACUGGAGAAUAAAGUGAUCUUGCCACCCGAGACACUUAUUAUAACCGCCUUACAAACACAGGAACUAAAAACGAAGUACAACAGAUUUCCAGCUGGGAAAAUCCAAAAUCUUUAUCAGAAAGCUAUCAAGAAUCACUCUUAAUUGUGUUUUUAUAGCCUUUUAUAUAUUUAAUUUGACAAUCUAGUUUUAUUUCAUAAUCUAGUGUGUAUUUCAUCUAACUUUAAAAUAUAAACAUUUUAUCAUAUCUUAUUUUAUAGUUUUCAAAUUCAGUUUUAACAAUGACUGAUAUUUCUGCUUCAAUAUUCACAGUGAAGCACAAUGACAUCUUCCACGAUUUUAAUGUCUUAAUCAACAUGUCUGAAACGGUCUCUGCUGCCAAACCACAAAUCCUCCUCAUGAUUCUGGGCCAUCAUAAAGGAGAAGGAUUGUCUCCAAGGACUGACUGAAAGGCAUUCCCACAAAGAAUUCUUCACCUUAAUGACAGAAUGCCAAGGCAGGACCUCACAGACCUCUCCUCAAUGACCAUCAUUUACUGUGUGGAGCUAUAAAAAGUAUUCAAACACAGAGAAGUUGCCUUUCGCACGCUCACUCCUUCUCUCACACUCUCUCUCUCUCGCUCUCUCACACACACACGAAAUAUGUCACGUGACAUGGAACCCCACAUAUACCCCUGCUGAAAAAUCCCCCAAUAGAAUCCAUCACAGAAAUUUUAAUGGUUUCCACUACAAAUACCAUUACAAACCAUCAGCUAACCAUUACCAUAAUUACCAUUACUGGUCUUUAAUGGUAUCCAAUAG
This is a messenger RNA of Ictalurus furcatus (blue catfish), 2087 nucleotides long. RefSeq names its product fibulin-7-like. Bases 43 to 1266 code for a protein of 407 amino acids. Gene Ontology annotation, molecular function: calcium ion binding. The transcript is spliced from 7 exons. NCBI's taxonomy places the organism in Eukaryota, Metazoa, Chordata, Actinopteri, Siluriformes, Ictaluridae. The record is from RefSeq and is a predicted model, not a curated record.